This is a messenger RNA of Mesoplodon densirostris (Blainville's beaked whale), 2865 nucleotides long. It is a transcript of the gene WSCD1, whose product is annotated as WSC domain containing 1. The transcript has 9 exons. NCBI's taxonomy places the organism in Eukaryota, Metazoa, Chordata, Mammalia, Artiodactyla, Ziphiidae. Bases 361 to 2088 code for a protein of 575 amino acids. Gene Ontology annotation, molecular function: sulfotransferase activity. The record is from RefSeq and is a predicted model, not a curated record.
ACUGCGGGGUUGCGGGCUCGGCGCCCCAGGGAGGCGGGCGCGUGGCCGCCGGAGCGGCCGCCCCAGCUGGCCGCGAUCGCGGGAUUUAUAAGCUGGAGAUGAGGGUCGCUAGAGCCCAGGGAUGGCAAAGUUUGUGACACUUGGGCAGAAGCUGCAGCUGCAGGGUCCAGGCCGGAGUUAAGUGAUGGGGCCAUUUGAGCACCUGCGGAAAACCAGGCAGGAGGAACAGUAACCCCAGGAGAGCACAGGCUGCUGCUGCCGGGAUGCAGGGAUGACGCCUCCGCAGGCCCCAGCCUCCCUCCCGCCUGGGUGCUAGGAGCCAUCCCUGGGCUCCAGCCGGGAGCCCUGCCGCCCAGGGGCAUGGCCAAACCUUUCUUCCGACUCCAGAAGUUUCUCCGCCGGACGCAGUUCCUGCUCUUCUUCCUCACAGCCGCCUACCUGAUGACCGGCAGCCUGCUGCUGCUGCAGCGGGCCCGAGUGGGCCUCCCGCCGGGCCCCCGGGCCCCCGGCCCCCUGCAGGCCCUGCCCGUGUCUGCCGUGGCGCUGGGCGUGGGCCUGCUGGACAGCAGAGCCCUGCAUGACACCCGGGUCAGCCCAGAGCUGCUGCUCGGCGUGGACGUGCUGCGGGGCCCCCUGGCCCGGCCCCGGCCCGGCCCCCGCUGGCUCCGCAGCCGCAACUCAGAGCUGCGCCAGCUGCGGCGCCGCUGGUUCCACCACUUCAAGGGGGACCCCCAGGGGCCGCCCGCCCUGGGCCCCGAGGCCCCCAGGCCAGCCGCCAGCAGCCAAGGCACAUACAUGGGAUGCUUCAGUGACGACGGCCAGGAGAGAACUCUGAAGGGGGCUGUGUUUUUUGACUUGAGAAAGAUGACCGUCUCCCACUGCCAGAAUGCGUGUGCUGAGCGGUCCUACGUCUAUGCUGGCUUGGAGGCCGGGGCCGAAUGCUACUGUGGAAACCGGCUCCCAGCAAUGAGCAUGGGGCCAGAGGAGUGUAACCAUGAGUGCAAAGGGGAGAAGAGCUCCGUGUGCGGGGGUGUGGGCCGUCUCUCCGUGUACCGCGUGGAGCAGCUGCAGCCCGGCUCCAGGAAGCGAAGGACCGUCACGUACCGGGGCUGCUUCCGACUGCUGGAGAACAUCACACACGCCUUCCCCGACUCCCUGGUACAGGCCAACGUGACCGUGGAGACGUGUUCAGGAUUUUGUUCCCAGAAAGAGUUCCCCUUGGCCAUCCUCAGGGGCUGGGAGUGCUACUGUGCUUACCCCACCCCUCAGUUCAACCUGCGGGAUGCUGUGGACAGCUCGCUGUGUGGCCAGGAGUCUGAGGCCCAAAGACUAGCGGAGUACUGUGAGGUCUACCAGACGCCCGUGCAGGAUACCCGGUGCACGGACCGGAGGUUCCUGCCCACCAAAUCCAAAGUGUUCGUGGCUCUGUCGAGCUUCCCGGGAGCCGGGAACACAUGGGCGCGGCACCUCAUCGAGCACGCCACCGGCUUCUACACAGGGAGCUACUACUUUGAUGGAACUCUCUACAACAAAGGGUUCAAGGGCGAGAAGGACCACUGGAGGAGCCGGCGCACCAUCUGCGUGAAGACCCACGAGAGUGGCAGGAGGGAGAUUGAGAUGUUCGACUCGGCCAUCCUGCUGAUCCGGAACCCGUACAGGUCCCUGGUGGCCGAGUUCAACAGGAAAUGCGCCGGGCACCUGGGCUACGCAGCCGACCGCAACUGGAAGAGCAAAGAGUGGCCGGACUUUGUUAACAGCUAUGCGUCAUGGUGGUCCUCGCACGUGCUGGACUGGCUCAAGUACGGCAAGCGGCUGCUGGUGGUGCACUACGAACAGCUGCGGCGCAGCCUGGUGCCCACGCUGCGGGAGAUGGUGGCCUUCCUCAACGUGUCCGUGAGCGAGGAACGCCUGCUCUGCGUGGAGAACAACAAGGAAGGCAGCUUCCGGCGGCGCGGCCGGCGCCCACACGACCUCGAGCCCUUCACCCCCGCGAUGAAGGACCUGAUCAACGGCUACAUCCGGACGGUGGACCGGGCCCUGCGUGACCACAACUGGGCCGGGCUGCCCCGGGAGUACGUGCCCAGAUGAUAGGCCCCGGCCCGCUCUGCCCACCCUGCUGGGAGCCGGCCGCCCCCGCGGGGCUACGCACGUGCUCAAGCGCUCGGGUGCCCCCCUGGGAUGCUCGGGCGCCGAUGCCACCUGCAGGGAGGUCCCCCCCCACCCGGGGCUGCCUGCCUCCUGCACGGGGAGACUGGACGUGAGCCCCGGCCAGGCGGACCCGAUGUCACAGGAUGGACGCAAGGGGACACGCACUCCUAGCCAGACCCGCUUAGACCUGCCACUCGCUGCUCACGGUGCCCUAACGCGCCUAAGCCACCACCCCGGCUGUGCCAGACACUCCCAGACUUGCAGACACGAACGUUGAUGCAGGCAUGCAGACGCCAGGUUGUGCGUUCCUAGGGGCUGCCUGUCCGUCUCUCCCACACACUAACACACACGUGCACCCGGGGCUCUCGGAGGCCCCGGGCUUCCUGUUUCCAGCCCAGCGCAGGCUUGCUGCUCAGGGGCUUUGACUGGGGGAUACUGGGCUGGGCGAGCUUAGUGCUCUGAGGACCUGGGAGCCCAGCCUGGAGAUGGGCUCACAGCCUGUGCCCGCCGGGCCGGGCAGCCCUGACCGCGCGCCUGUGUCCCACAGUGUGUGUGGUGCGAUGACCGGGCCCCGCCAGCUCUGCGGCCCUGCCUCUCCCUUCGCUGGGGGGGUGCUGGUGGCACCACGGGUGGAGCGGAGCUGCCCACACAAACCCCGCACCUCAGGACCGGCCACAAGUUCUGUGCACCCCCGACCCCCCGUCCAAUAUCAGCACU